CAUGUAGUUAAUACAGUCCUUAUGGCUCUCAUGCUCUUUGCACGCAUAUGUGUUGCGAGAAAUUGUUCUUAUUCUUGUAUGAUUUAUAUGAACGUUAAUACAUCACUAUAGAUCUUCCAAAAUGAGUCGAUUUUUUGCUAAUGGCUCAGAUUCUGAUUCUGGUAGUACUUCUGAAGAAGAGCAAGUUCAGCGAGUACCAACUACAGCAUUUACUUUCAGCGAUGAAGAAGAAGAAACUAAACGCGUUGUACGCUCUACCAAGGAGAAAAGAUAUGAAGAAAUUGCUAAUCUUAUUAAACUCAUAAGAAACUAUAAAAAAAUCAAAGAUAUGAGCAGUAUGCUCUCCAGUUUUGAAGAUUUAAUGCGAGCUUAUCAAAAAGCUUUGCCAGUAAUAGCGAAAGAGGAAAGUGGCCAGACACCACGCUUUUAUAUUAGAUGUUUGGUAGAAAUGGAAGAUUUUAUCAAUGAAGUAUGGGAAGAUCGUGAAGGACGUAAAAAUAUGUCUAAAAACAAUUCUAAGUCUUUAACUUCCUUACGUCAAAAGCUUCGGAAAUACAAUAAGGAUUUUGAAGAAGACCUUGGCAAAUUUAGAGAAAAUCCAGACCAAGAUGAUGAUGAAGAUGAUGAUAAAGGUGAAGAAGCUAUGGAAUCAGAAGAAGAAGAAGAUAGUGCUCUUUUGUUCAAAAAAGGUAGUUCAGAAGCCAGUGAACCUGACAUAUCCAAAUUUAAGAAGAGUAUGCCUGAUACUGAAGAUGGUAGUGAAAGUGAAACCGAUUGGGGUAGUGAUACCGAGAGUGAAAGUACUAGUAGUGACGAUGAGGGUCAAUAUCAGAAUUAUCGAGAACGCUUUAUUAAAAAAGCUGCAGACAAAGAAGAAGAUGAAGAUAAAGUUAAGCGAAAAGAACAGAGGAAAGAACGUAAAGAAAAAGAACGAAAGAAGAAGAAAGAUGAAGAUGAUGGUGAAGGAGAAUGGGAGACAGUCAAGGGUGGUGUAGCUAUUCCUUCAGAAAAACCCAAAAUGUUUGCUAAAGAUGCCGAAAUUAAUAUUUCUGCCGUUUUAAAGAAACUUUCUGAAGUAAUUGCAGCUCGUGGAAAAAAGCGUACUGAUCGACGUGAACAAAUAGAAUUAUUACAUGAGUUACAGUCUAUUGCUGAUGCGCAUAAUCUUGGGCCAGCUGUAGCAGUAAAAAUUAAAUUUUCCAUUGUUUCAUCUAUUUUUGAUUAUAAUCCUAAAGUAUCUGAUGCAAUGAAACCAGAGUAUUGGUCUAAAAUAUUAGAACGUAUAACAGAAAUGCUGGACAUGUUGUUGGGUACAUCAGAUAUGAUGAUCUCUGAAACUGUCUCAGAAGAUGCAGAGGAGUAUGAAAAUCCUCCAUAUAAAUUACAUGGUUGUGUUUUGACAUUGGUAGAAAGACUUGAUGAAGAAUUUACUAAAUUAUUGAAAGAAUGCGAUCCACAUAGCAAUGAAUAUGUAGAGAGAUUAAAGGAUGAAAAACAAGUUGCAUCUAUCAUAGAUAAAGUUCAAGAAUAUCUUGAAAGACAAGGAACCGUGUCGGAACUUUGCCGAGUUUAUCUACGUAAAAUUGAACAUCUCUACUAUAAAUUUGAUCCCAAUGUUCUUAAGCAAAUGGAAGGAGAACUUGGACCGGAAGUAGUUACAUCUGUACAAAUGAUGGAGAAACUUUGCAGAUAUAUAUACUCUCACGAUAACACUGAUAGGCUGAGGACACGAGCUAUUCUUUCCCAUAUUUAUCAUCAUGCGCAUCAUGAUAAUUGGUUCCGUGCCAGAGACCUUAUGUUGAUGUCACACUUACAAGAAACAAUUCAACAUUCCGAUCCUGCUACUCAAAUAUUACAUAAUCGCACAAUGGCACAUUUGGGAUUGUGUGCUUUCCGUCAUGCAAAUAUUAAAGAUGCACAUAAUUGUCUUGUUGAUCUUAUGGUGACUGGAAAAGUAAAAGAGCUUUUAGCACAAGGUUUGCUUCCACAACGACAACAUGAACGAAGUAGAGAACAAGAAAAAAUAGAAAAGCAAAGACAAAUGCCAUUUCACAUGCAUAUUAACUUAGAACUUUUAGAAUGUGUUUAUCUCGUCUCAGCUAUGCUUAUUGAAAUCCCAUACAUGGCUGCUCAUGAAUUUGAUGCAAGAAGAAGAAUGAUAUCAAAAACUUUUUAUCAACAAUUAAGAUCAAGUGAACGUCAAUCAUUGGUUGGACCUCCAGAAUCCAUGAGAGAGCAUGUUGUUGCAGCAGCUAAAGCAAUGCGUAAUGGAAAUUGGUCAGCCUGUAAUAACUUUAUUAUUAAUGAAAAAAUGAAUGCAAAGGUUUGGGAUUUAUUUUAUCAAGCUGAUAAAGUGCGCUCAAUGCUUACAAGAUUAAUAAAGGAAGAAUCAUUGAGAACUUAUUUAUUUACAUAUUCACAUGUUUAUGAUUCUAUUUCAAUGCCUAAACUCGCAGAAAUGUUUAAAUUAAAACGAUCAGUUGUCCAUUCCAUCAUUAGUAAGAUGAUUAUAAAUGAAGAAUUAAUGGCUUCUUUAGAUGAUCCAACAGAAACUGUUGUGAUGCAUCGAAGUGAACCUAGUCGUUUACAAUCACUCGCAUUGCAACUAAGUGAUAAAGUAAACAAUUUUGUAGAUUCCAAUGAACGUAUAUUUGAAAUGAAACAAGGAAACUUCUUUUCGAGAGGAAAUCAAGGAAACUUCCGUGAUCGUCAAAAUUAUAAUCGACAAGGACAAGAUUGGGGAAGACAGAGACGCGAUCGUGAUCGUGAUCGUAAUCGAGAAGAAAAUCGAAAUUAUUGA
Polistes canadensis is the source of this 2800-nucleotide messenger RNA. It is a transcript of the gene eIF3c, whose product is annotated as eukaryotic translation initiation factor 3 subunit C. Gene Ontology annotation, molecular function: translation initiation factor binding; translation initiation factor activity; RNA binding. NCBI's taxonomy places the organism in Eukaryota, Metazoa, Arthropoda, Insecta, Hymenoptera, Vespidae. The transcript has 15 exons. The record is from RefSeq and is a predicted model, not a curated record. Gene Ontology annotation, cellular component: eukaryotic translation initiation factor 3 complex. Gene Ontology annotation, biological process: translational initiation. Bases 122 to 2800 code for a protein of 892 amino acids.